AAGUGGCUUCACAAUAGUCGGUCCUCGGCGGUGUAGGCUGCGCACCAGGUCCACACUUGAGCUAAAUCCAGGAGAGCCCCUUCCACUUCUACCUUGGGCUUGGUGCUCAAUGCGAAGCUGCUGCAACUCAGGCACGCCUAAGUCAACUCAUGCAGAAAAAGGAGAAAAGUUUUGGUAUACAAAUGCUCUCAGUCCAGCCAGACACCAAGCCGAAAGGUUGUGCUGGCUGCAACCGAAAGAUCAAGGACCGGUAUCUUCUAAAGGCACUGGACAAAUACUGGCAUGAAGACUGCUUGAAGUGUGCCUGCUGUGACUGUCGUUUGGGAGAGGUGGGCUCCACCCUGUACACUAAAGCUAAUCUUAUCCUUUGUCGCAGAGACUAUCUGAGAUUUUGCGUUGGAGACAAAUUUUUCCUAAAGAAUAACAUGAUCCUUUGCCAGACGGACUACGAAGAAGGUUUAAUGAAAGAAGGUUAUGCACCCCAGGUUCGUUGAUCUAUCAACAUCACCCCAUUAAGAAUACAAAGCACUACAUUCUUUUAUCUUUUUUGCUCCACAUGUAUAUAAGAAUUGACACAGGAACCUACUGAAUAGCGUAGAUAUAGGAGAGCAGGAUGGUUAUAUGGAAUAAAAGGCGGACUGCAUCUGUAUGUAGUGAAAUUGCCCCAGUUCAGAGUUGAAUGUUUAUUAUUAAAGAAAAAAGUAAUGUACAUAUUGCUGGAUUUUUUUGCUUGCUAUUCGUUUUUGUGUCACUUGGCAUGAGAUGUUUAUUUUCGACUAUUGUAUAUAAUGUAUUGUAAUAUUUGAAGCACAAAUGUAAUACAGUUUUAUUGUGUUACCAUUUGUGUUCUGUUUGCUUCUUUGUAUUGUUGCAUUUAGUACAAUCAGUGUUUAAACUUACUGUAUAUUUAUGCUUUCUGUAUCUACCAGCUAUUUUAAAUGAGCUAUAACUUUCUAGUAAAGAAUUGAAGAGCAAAUCUCACUAAUGAUGCACAUACAGAUAAAGCAAGUCUAUCAACAUUAAAAUACUAAAAAAAAAGAAGAAGAAGAAAUGAAGACACACACAAAGCAUUUUAGCAACAUCCACUAUUAUUGCCACUAUGAUUUAGAGUCUAUCAGUGUUCUCAUUAUAACCCCCGAUUUUCAGGGGGUUAAAGAUCAGCUUUAAAAAUGCAUAAAAAUUUCAUCUUAAAGCACUUUCAUUUUAUACCAACAUGAAAAGUGCCAUUUUUAGAAUAACUUUAAAGCUUAGCAAUUAUCCUUUUAAUAUCCUUUUUUUGUGUGUGUGCUCUUUACCUACACAAUGGCUUUGUUUUGUUUUGUUUUUCAGCCACUUACCCCUUAUGUAAACUAGUGCCUUUGGGUAUCAUGUAAAAUUUUUCCAAAGGGUUACUUUAGACAAGUGUUAACCACAAUUAUGAGAUAAUUUUAAAAUGAUAAAUUUCUUGUACAAAUUUUGCCCAGAUUUCUCCCUGAGAGCUAAGGGUUUAAUAACUUGAUGGCUUGACAAAUUUCUGGCACUGAAAGGAUUUGAGUGCAAAUCUACUGAAACCAUGAUAAUGCAUACUGAAGCUAUGAUGAUAUUUGAGUGGUGAGCUUACUUUUUUGAUCAGAGCAACAUAGUGCUCACAGAAUCUUCUAGAAGAAGAGAAACAAAGGGAUUGUCAAAGAGCUGAGAACUGGUGAUUAUAUAUUUUUCUGUAUUUACCUGACACUUAUUUUAAUGUUCAAAAAGUGAAGACUUUAAAAGUUUGACAUGUCUUACUCUUACUGCUUUCUUUAAGUAGCUACCCGCUCAGAAUAUAUAUAUCACACUUAAGGCUGAAAUCUGUCAUUCCAUGUUUUAAAGGUGAAAAGUUAUUCCCUUACCAACAUGAUAGAUGAUAAAGAAGAAAGGUUUCUAGAAACAAAUUAUGGAGACCGAUUAUUUCAAUUACAAUUAAGGAAAUAAAAAUAAGACUAUGAUCCCUUCUUCUGGGUUGCUCACACUUUGCUUCUUUGCUUCUGCUCCCUGUAAUAGAACUACUUUUCAACAAAUCUAAUUUGACACAGGCACAAUGAAGCAUAUUUUUGCUAGAGCAAAUUUAGUGCUGUGGGUUUUCUUUUCUUUUCUUUUCUUUUUUGAUUACUUGUAUAGGAAACAAUAUUUCCCGGUGUUAUUUGCAUACAUAUUUUGUCCUGCCAAUAGAUGCAUUGCAGAUGAAAAUUAAAUGUGAUACCUGAAUUCUUGGUUUGAGGCCAAAAUAUUAAACUGAAAAUAAUGCUGGUGUGGAUUUUUGUUUUAAAACCAAGCUUUAUUAUGAACAUGCAUGUGAAUCUGGAUAUUGCCUCUCAUUUUUCAGAAAUAGUUCUGUGAAAAGUGAAUGAUAUGUAUUUUUACAAAUACUUCAUGGUUAAGAGUGUUCAAGUCACAUGUCCCCAAGAUUUGAGAUAUACUGAAAAAAAAAAGAAUUUCAAAAAUAGCUAUCUGGGGCCCACAAAGUAACCAUUAUUUUAGCCUUGGAGCCUUACAUCUUUUUCAUGAUAAGACUCGCAUAGCCAAAAUCAAAACCCAAACCGAACAAAAGGUGGUGGGGGGCAGGGGAUCCGUGAAAAGUGGUUUUUCUCAACCAGCUCUGCGAGCCCCCAUUAAGAGGUAUCUGAAAUUCAUGUGGAUGUCAAAUUGUAAUUGCCAGUAUCUUUUUCAAAUGAUCAUUUUUAGAUUUAAAUGGUUUUGCAUAUGUUUAUCAAUAUGUCAAAAUACUUGUAAAUUGGGAACAAACUUCUCUUAGCUCCUGGAAGCUGUUCAAUAUCCUUGCACCCAAAGACCAAACAAGUUUUUAUUGCCUUUUCUUUUCCCAAAUCCUUCGGGAAUUAAUUCUUAUGCUUUUUUUACUACAAGCAAAAUUACUCACCUGGAUUAAAGAUUAAGGCCUUAAUCUCUUUAGAUUAUCUCUAAUCUCCAUGAAAUUGUGAAACCAGACAGAAAUGGGUCAUUUUAUAGCUAAUUGCCCAUAAGUAGUAGCAUUUUUGACCUGAAGUACUAACCUAAUUGUCUUGACUACGCAAAGUCCCUGAAUUGUCGUCACCUUUCCUCUUUGUGUUGUGUAGCCCUGACGUCACUUAGCUUCUUGCCCGAUGCCUCCAGUAGGACACCUCCAAAAGAGCUUUGAUUUCUCAAGCAGUUUGAAAGCUCCCUUCCUAACAUGCAUCUAAGAGAGGCUGCCUAUGAUGAAGGACCAGGCACCUCCACUCCACCAGAGUGCUGGCUGAGUUUAAAAGCUGACCUGUGUUUGUAAUUUCACUUUCAUCUUGCUUAAUAAAUAUCUGCUGGAUUCUUUCAUUCA
Messenger RNA from Leptonychotes weddellii (Weddell seal), 3325 nucleotides. The record is from RefSeq and is a predicted model, not a curated record. NCBI's taxonomy places the organism in Eukaryota, Metazoa, Chordata, Mammalia, Carnivora, Phocidae.